Molecule: messenger RNA, 510 nt
Organism: Salvelinus fontinalis (brook trout)
Lineage: Eukaryota; Metazoa; Chordata; Actinopteri; Salmoniformes; Salmonidae
Product: NADH-ubiquinone oxidoreductase chain 5-like
Exons: 1
Coding region: 1-510 (169 amino acids)
Source: RefSeq, a predicted model, not a curated record
AUGUUGUUCUACGUGUUGUUCCACGUGUUGUUCCACGUGUUGUUCUUCGUGUUGUUCUACUACGUGUUGUUCUUCUACGUGUUGUUCUACGUGUUGUUCUUCUACGUGUUGUUCUACGUGUUGUUCUACGUGUUGUUCUACGUGUUGUUCUACGUGUUGUUCUACGUGUUGUUCUACGUGUUGUUCUACGUGUUGUUCUUCUACGUGUUGUUCUACGUGUUGUUCUUCUACGUGUUGUUCUACGUGUUGUUCUUCUACGUGUUGUUCUACGUGUUGUUCUACGUGUUGUUCUACGUGUUGUUCUACGUGUUGUUCUACGUGUUGUUCUACGUGUUGUUCUACGUGUUGUUCUACGUGUUGUUCUACGUGUUGUUCUUCUACGUGUUGUUCUUCUACGUGUUGUUCUACGUGUUGUUCUUCUACGUGUUGUUCUACGUGUUGUUCUUCUACGUGUUGUUCUACGUGUUGUUCUACGUGUUGUUCUACGCUGGUACACAGGACUACUAUUGA